CUUCAGCGCUUCAAGAUACGAAAAUAAUAGUUUCGGAAAUCGUCUAGCUCUGCAUACAGAAUCCAACAUGUCUCGAAGGUAUGAUUCAAGAACAACAAUCUUUUCUCCGGAAGGGAGAUUGUACCAGGUGGAGUAUGCAAUGGAAGCCAUAGGUCAUGCUGGUACCUGUCUCGGGAUCCAGACAAACGACUGUGUUAUACUGGCAGCAGAGCGACGAAACACAAAUAAACUUCUAGAUGAGGUGUCUUAUUCCGAAAAAAUAUACAAACUUCACGAUGAUAUGGCUUGCAGUGUUGCUGGAAUCACAUCAGAUGCAAAUGUGUUGACAAAUGAGUUAAGAUUAUCCGCCCAAAGAUAUAUGAUAGCUUACCAGGAGCCUAUGCCUUGUGAACAGCUGGUUAGUUCUCUGUGUGAUUUGAAACAGGCCUACACACAAUUCGGAGGUAAACGACCGUUUGGAGUGUCUAUCCUGUACAUGGGCUGGGACAAACACUAUGGAUUCCAGCUGUAUCAGAGUGACCCUAGUGGUAACUACGGAGGCUGGAAGGCUACCUGUAUCGGUAACAACAGUGCAAAUGCUGUGUCCAUGCUGAAACAGGAGUACAAGGAAGGAGAAAUGACCAUGAAAGAUGGACUAAUGCUUGCUGUAAAGGUGUUGAGUAAAACCCUGGACAUGACCAAACUGACAGCAGAAAAAGUUGAAAUAGCAACAUUAACACGAGAAAAUGACAAAACAGUGAUUAGAAUCCUACCAGCUGAAGAAGUGACAGAACAUAUAAAGAAACAUGAAGAGGAGGAAGCUAAGGAAGAAGCAGAGAAGAAGAAAGAGAAAUAAUUUGUGAAUUAAUAAUAGAUGGAGAAUGACUUUGAACAUGUUUUGAUGUAUGGGUCCAUAAUGUAUAAAUAUUUUAUGUGAUCCGUGACUGGAGAUUCCUUGGACUUGUAUUAAGGAUUUAGGAGAAUAUAAUUAUAGGGUUAACACUUCCUUCAGAACAAAAUGGGAUAUAUUUAACAUGCUAAACUUAAAUUUCCAGAAGGAAAUAUAUUCUGAAAAUAAGUAAGUGUAUGUGUCAAAUAGAGGGAAAAUUAUUUGAUCCUAAAUGUUCAGUGUACAUUUGAACAUACUGAAAGAAAGUUUGAAUGGGGAAAUACUUUUCUUGCAAGAAUUAGAUGUUGUUCAAAGCUAAUAUGUGCUAUUAUGAGAAAGUGCUAAUUAUGAAUCUUUUCAGCAUAUUCAUUUUGGAUGUUAAACUUGAAAGACAUGAUUGUCUGUUUAAACAGUUUUUGAUGACAAUGAGUAAAGCUAACAGUGUUAAAGCUUUCCCUCACAUUAUAUAUAUAGUAUGUACUGUGAUCACUGAUGUCGUGUCAUCAACCUUUAUGGAAAUAAAAUGAUUUAAACUAUA
Molecule: messenger RNA, 1406 nt
Organism: Pecten maximus
Lineage: Eukaryota; Metazoa; Mollusca; Bivalvia; Pectinida; Pectinidae
Product: proteasome subunit alpha type-4-like
Exons: 8
Coding region: 68-835 (255 amino acids)
Biological process (GO): ubiquitin-dependent protein catabolic process
Cellular component (GO): cytosol; nucleus; proteasome core complex, alpha-subunit complex
Source: RefSeq, a predicted model, not a curated record